Molecule: messenger RNA, 1167 nt
Organism: Lathyrus sativus (Indian pea)
Lineage: Eukaryota; Viridiplantae; Streptophyta; Magnoliopsida; Fabales; Fabaceae
Source: the annotation of a GenBank genome assembly
AUGAGUGUUAUGUAUGAAGAGAUAAGAAGAAACCAAGAAAUAGAUUCAAAACAACACUAUCACCAACAGAACAAUUCAACACUAUCAACUCCAUUGUUUACAAACCUUAUUGACAACACUAGCAAUCAUCAUCAUGGCUAUAUCAACAAUGAAGAAUCUUUUACAACUGAGAAUUAUCUUCCAUCCACAAGCUCAGAAAUGGACACCAUGUUAUCCAAGUUGAUGUCAUCCAACAAUGGAUGGAACAAUUGUGAAGAGCCUUUGGAAGAGUUUGAUGUGAAGAAUGUGAAGAAAGAAGUAGGUGAAUCUGUUGGACAGAAUGGUGAUUAUAGUUAUGGUGGAUCUGAGUUGAUUUAUCAAGGCUUUUCAAGUGGUUCUGGUAAUGGUUUUUAUGGAUCUUUUGGUGGAGGAAACUUUAGGGAUUCUGAGGAUUGUGCUCAAGCUAAAAUGGGUGUGAGGAGUUGCAAUAAUCUUGUUAGGCAAAAGAGUUCACCUGCUGGUUUUUUCUCUCAUGAAAAUGGUCUUACAACAUUGAGAGAAGACACAAAUGGACAUGAAACUCCACAUGGAACACUUAACUUCUCAUCUAUGCCAUCUACAUGCUUGAAAAGAAUGCCACAAAUUGCUGAAAAUAGAAUCCAAAGUUUAGAAGCAAAUGGUGACUCCAAAACUCAACAUAUGCCUAGCUUCACAAAUGAAUUUUGGGACAAUUCAUCAUUCAAUGCUCAAAAAACAGAAACUGAAGAUGAAAUCAUGUUUUCUACUUCAAAUGGCUUGGAAUCUCAUGAAGCUGAUUUUUGCUAUCAAAAUCUUGGUUUGACUCAUCAUUUGAGUUUGCCUAGUUCUUCAACUAAGAUAACAUCAUCCAUAGAAAAGUUUCUUCAAAUUCAAGAUUCUGUUCCUUGUAAAAUUCGAGCGAAAAGAGGGUUUGCAACUCAUCCGAGAAGCAUUGCAGAGAGGGUAAGAAGAACGCGAAUUAGUGAUAGAAUCAAGAAAUUGCAAGGUCUUUUCCCAAAAUCGGAUAAGCAAACAAGUACAGCAGAUAUGUUGGAUUUGGCAGUUGAGUACAUUAAAGACUUGCAGGAACAGGUUCAGAUACUCACAGAUUGUAAAGAAAAAUGCAAAUGUGCAAGUCAUGAGAAGCAACACUCUAGACAUUGUAGCUGA